Messenger RNA from Dermacentor silvarum, 1323 nucleotides. It is a transcript of the gene MED7, whose product is annotated as mediator of RNA polymerase II transcription subunit 7. The transcript is spliced from 4 exons. NCBI's taxonomy places the organism in Eukaryota, Metazoa, Arthropoda, Arachnida, Ixodida, Ixodidae. Bases 210 to 863 code for a protein of 217 amino acids. Gene Ontology annotation, cellular component: core mediator complex; mediator complex. Gene Ontology annotation, biological process: regulation of transcription by RNA polymerase II. The record is from RefSeq and is a predicted model, not a curated record. Gene Ontology annotation, molecular function: transcription coregulator activity.
UUUUUGGCUGCGUUAUUCGGGAGGACGAUUCGGUCGGGGGUGGAAGCGUUUCCAUCUUGGUUUACCUGGGCGAAGCUGGACGACGAGUACACUGCGCAUGCGCCACUUAUCUGCGACGAGCCACAUCUGACACCAUGCAUUGAUUGAUGACUGACAGUGAGAGGCUGACACGCUAAAGGGAAUCUACAAUCUCGGCCCUUGAAGCAGCCAUGGGGGAGGCGACGCAAGUUAGUUCACUGCCGCUGCCGCCGAUGCAGUAUGUUGGCCUCUACACAGAUGAAAACGUGCAGCGUGGACGAGCUCCGUCGCCACCUAGGCCACUGCAUGAAGGCUACUCCAUGUUCGGUGCUCCAUUUCAUGGGGAUGAACCUGUCAUUCGCCCUUUGGAAAGCCAAGGUAUACGGCGACUAUACCCACAAAACUACGAGCACAAGAAAGAGCUGAAGAAGCUCAACCACUCGCUGCUUGUCAACUUCCUUGACAUGGUUGACAUCUUGAUACGGUGUCCUGACACUUCCAAGCGGCUAGAGAAGAAAGAUGACAUGAGCUUACUUUUCAUCCACAUGCACCACCUGAUCAACGAGUACAGGCCUCAUCAAGCCAGGGAGACACUCCGAGUUUUGCUCGACAUGCAGAGGCGGCAGCGGCUAGACACAGCACAUAGAUUCCACAAACACUUGGACAAGGUGCGCGAAAUCCUACAGAACACAGUGAGUGUUCUCCCUGAACCAGAGCCAACUACCACCUGGCAACAGCCAGUUCAGACCACAGGUGCAACUGGAACCACUCAGGGGCAGCCACCUGUGCAGGGACACUGUCUCAGCCAAGACCGUAUUAUGUGUGGAAUAGUGGAUGCUCUGUGACUGCAAUAGCUGGUACUGACUGCAUUGAACACAAGACACUCACGACACAAAGUGCAUGGUGUAUAGAAAGAUUGAAGUUGAAGCACUGUGAAAACUGAUCCACAGCGCAGAAAAAGGUGGAAAAGUUGGUCCUCUGUACAGUUAAAAAUAAAAAUAAAGUAUAUGCACUCGUUGGUGAUGCAUGAGGGGAGUGGCAGGGUUGAGGUUAAUAUAAGAUUGUCUAAUGAACAUGUGGUGGCUGUAAUAGUGCAGCACAUGCCAUACAAUUGUGCAUGCAAAGCAGUUUUGCAAGGUAAUUUUGAUUUUAAAGACAAAUCGUGUGUAUUUUUCUGUGCUCGUUCAGAGAGCAGGAAAAUUGAAUAAGGUCAUUUUAUGUCAAAGGCAAAUCGUGUGUAUUCUGUGCUCAUUGAGAUACUUGAGAGACAGCCAAAGAGAUUCAAUAAAUAUGAAUGGUGAACUA